This is a messenger RNA of Trichobilharzia regenti, 2019 nucleotides long. The record is from the annotation of a GenBank genome assembly. NCBI's taxonomy places the organism in Eukaryota, Metazoa, Platyhelminthes, Trematoda, Strigeidida, Schistosomatidae.
GUUCAUAACCCCAACGGCGGUCAGAUUGUAUCGCUGGUUGUCUUUUCCCAGUUGUAUCUCAUUUCCGUGGUCACUGGGAAGUGUAGUGGUAUGACAAUUUCUUGUCCUGAAAGAGAUGGUGUCGUUGCGGACCUCCGUUUAGCGGAGUCUUUUUAUUCAAGAUAUGAAGUACGUGAUAUCCUUGGUUCGGGUGCUAGCAGCACUGUGCGACGUUGUAUAGAAAAAGAUUCCAAGUGUGAAUAUGCCGUCAAAAUUUUGGAUCUAAACAGUGGCGUUGAUACGCCGGAUGUUAUUCGCUCAGAGUGUAUGCGGGAGGUAGCAAUCUUGCGCAAAGUAGUGGAUCAUGCUAAUAUUAUAAAAAUCCACGAUGUUUUCGAGGGUGAUGCAUAUAUAUUUUUAGUUUCUGAAAUAUGCCAAGGGGGUGAACUUUUUGAUUAUCUAACACACAAUGUCAUCAUUUCAGAGAAACGAACGCGUGCUUUAAUGAGACAACUUUUCGAUGCUGUUAACUUCAUACAUGAUCGUCAAAUAGUUCAUCGAGAUCUCAAACCGGAGAAUAUUCUUCUUGAUGAUAACUUAAACAUUAAAGUUACGGACUUCGGUUUGGCUGUAUUUGUUGACGACGAAGAAGAACUUCGAGAAACUCGUGGAACACCAGGUUACUUAGCACCAGAGGUUUUAAUGUGUGGUUAUUAUGAAGACCAACCUCCUUACGGUCAACCUGUCGACAUAUGGGCAUGUGGUGUAAUUAUGUACACCCUUUUGGCAGGUUGUCCUCCAUUUUGGAAUCGUAAAGAACACUUAAUGUUGCGUCAAAUUAUGGAAGGUCGAUUUUCUUUUCCCAGUCCAGAAUGGGAUGAUAUUAGUGAAUCUGCGAAAGACUUGAUAUGUAAAAUCUUGGUUGUCGAUGCUAAAACAAGAUUAACAGCUGUGGAAUCUUUAAAGCAUGAAUUUUUCUUACAACAACCUUUAGUUGGAGUGACUACAUUCAAUGCUAAACGUAAAUUCAAGAUUAGUAUCAUGGCGAUAGGCUUCAUUUAUUGUCUAAAACGAUUGAAAACAGAUGCAGCUUUCUUGAAUGUCAAUCAACUUUCAAUGGAUCCAUAUUCCAAUAAAAAGUUACGUAAAAUUAUUGACACUUUGGCUUAUGAUGUUUAUAGUCAAUGGGUUAAAAAGGGUGAAGAACAAAAUCGUGCCGCUUUGUUUGAAAAUGCUCCACGUCGUGAUUUAAUUGAUGUCACGUCGAUAUAUAAUCCUAAUAAUAGUAAUAAUUUAAGUCCAAGACGUUCAAUAUUCGCUGGUGGUGGUGGCUCAAUGAAUUAUACAACCUUCAAUUAUGAUGACGAUGAUGAUGAUGAUUUAAGAGUGCCUAUUCGAAUUGAAUAUUGAAUAACACCAUUGAUCAUUGAACAGUUUAUCAUUUAUAUAUACAUAUAAUGCCCUGUUAGUUGUUUAUAUUUUUUCAUCAUUCCCCUUUAGUCUAGAUUAUGCAUUAUACACUGCACAUAAAUAAACUCGGUGCAAUAAAAAAAUAGGUACACCCCAAAAAUUACCGAAAUCGAAAUAUAUCUGCCUACCUGUGUUCAGAUCCAGUUGUCUCCGAGCCCUGUCUGUCUGCCUGCCUUCCUCCUCGUCCCCCUUCAUAUGUUCAUUUAUUUUUUCUCCCGUGUACAAAAUCCCUCCCUCCCUUCCCCGCUGACCCACUCGCUCGCCCGCCCGCGUCUUUUUAUGAGUUCUAGUCACAUAUAUUUUUUUUUAUUUCUAAUAUAAUUUUAGUUAUUUAUAUAUUGAACCUUGAUAAUAUUGUCAUUUAUAACGAUACUACCACUACUACUAAUAAUAAUCAUGAAAAUUGAGAAGCGUCUUUCAUAUACCUCUUUGUUUAACUUACUUAUUUAAUCGAUUGAUAAUAUUUUGGUUCAAUACUUGAAUUUCUGCAUUGUGUUGAUUUUAUUCUAUUAUAUAUAUGAUGUAUGCAACAAUCAUAUGAAAUGAAAUAAAAUCAACUUAGUACUUAUU